Molecule: messenger RNA, 2236 nt
Organism: Pungitius pungitius (ninespine stickleback)
Lineage: Eukaryota; Metazoa; Chordata; Actinopteri; Perciformes; Gasterosteidae
Exons: 6
Coding region: 64-1011 (315 amino acids)
Source: RefSeq, a predicted model, not a curated record
GUUGCUUCGAAGGGAAGUAAAACGUUCUUCACUCGUUUCAUCAUCAUUCUUCCAUUCUGCAGAAUGAGGCUGUGCGUCGUGCUUCUCUUUGUUUCUCUGCUGACAUCAUGUGAAACACAAGGAACCAUUGAGACUCCUGUGUUUGUGCUGAAGGGACGUGAUCUGCUCCUGAAGCUUCAUGCUGAUCCUCCUGAGGGGGUUUUAGCUGUUGACUGGAAAAUCAAUAAAACAGUCACUUUAGUAAGAUUUGAUCCUAGUGGAAAAGCAACUGCAACUCUAAGGUUUGAGUUAGGUGGGAAUAAAUUCUCUGUGAUAUUGAAGAAUCUCCAAGAGGCCGACAGUGGAGUUUAUUCUGCUGUAGCAUUAACAUCUACAGUAGACAAGCUAGUAGCUGAAUACAAGGUCACAGUUCAAGGACCAGUGUCUCCAGUUGAACUGACCGUGGACCGAGUGGACUCCAACAGCUCAGAGUCAUGUGACCUCCAUGUGACCUGCAGGACUCACAACUCUCACAUCAACAGCACUUUCAGAUGUGUCGACCGGGUCUGCAGUCAGGAGGGAGGAGAGCGAUCAGAGGUCACGACCUCUGGGGCUUCUCUCCAGGUCUACCUGCUGAACAACGUGAUCAUCUGUAACCAUAGCAACCAGGUUCACUGGACCCAGGACUUUAAUACGACUGAACAUCUUUGCUCCUUAAAACUUGAUCCUCCCCUUCGCUAUGGCUGGAUGAUUGUUAUUUGCAUUCUCACUGUCAUUGUCAUCAUUAUUAUGGUUCUAUUCGUCUGGCUUCAUCAUCAAAGGAGAACAUUCAGUUCAAGACAGAGUGUUGAUAAUGUGAUUUAUGAAGCUGCUCAGGAUGAAACAUCAGCAUCACGUCAGGAUCAGAACGACGUCACCUACAGCUCAGUGAAGUUUCACUCUAGAUCUCUGCAGGCAGCCGGGGCGACAGACACGGAUCAGUCAGACACCCUCUACGCUACGGUGAAGAAACCUGGCAGGUCCUUCAACUAAUGAAGAGGAAAGAUUCCCCAAAUCCUGGAAUUCUGUUGGAAGUUUUCAGUGUUAUCAAAGCUUUCUAUGUAUUAGUUUAUGUGACCUGCUUUAAUGCUGAAAGAUUAAAUGUGUCACUGGAGAGAGCUUAAAAAACAAUGAAUAAAUGUUACUAAGCAUCAGAAGCAUCACAAAUAGCAAUAUUAGCAGGGGUGAAAGUAGUUUUUAUUUCUUGGUGGUACUAUGAUACGUCACUGACGUCACACGUGACAUUUAGCCUCUUCUGGGUCCAGAUCUAAAAACAAUGGCGGAACGUGUUAAUUUAUUUACGAUCACGUCCUACUUUAGUGAUGCACCCUUGGUGGUCAAAAAGGGUUUAAGCUUAGUUUAGUCAAUUUAGUAGUGAAGCAUAAUUCCGCUUCAUGAUGACUGCCGACCUCAUGAGAGGGGCCCCUUGAGGGGGACCCGAUAACAGUGUCAUUGCACUUUACUGCAUUGACUAUCAAAGGGGCCUCACACAGUUUGUCGUUGCAUUUUAUUCUUAACCAGUCGUUGUCUCGGGGCCCCAAGCAGUUGCUUGUUUUGCUUGCCUUGUCGCGACGGGCCUGUGUGCGUGUGUCCUAAUUUCUUCCCGGUACGGCGCACUGGCUUACUUUCACCACUGGAUAUUAGUAAUUACAUCUUUUACAUUUAUGAUCAAUGUAUAUGUUGUUGUCCCUGCAGGAUGUUUCUUCUGUUGUUGUCUUGUUUUAUUUUGUUUCUGGGUAACUUCACUUCCUGUCUCCCCCUGUGAUUGUGUGCCUGCCUGAUCGUUUCCACAUGUGUCCAAUCACCUGCACCUCCCUUGUGUAUUUAAGCCCUGUGAGUCUCUUGUCGCAUAAUUGUUGUCUACUGCUGUCUACAGGUCUCGUCCUUGUCAUGCCAAGUAAUUCUUAGUUCAUGUUGUUUUCUUUCGUACGAUUUUUGUUUUUUUCCCCCUCCUUCCCCUUUUUCAUCGGUUGGAGUGAUUUUGAGUUUUUUUUUUUUACUAGUGAUGACAAAGUGAAGCUUUCUGAUCCAGUGAAGCUUUCCAGCCAAUUGUAUCAGAAAAAAGUUCAUUCAUUCAAUGCCUCGCAAACUCUAUGAGGACCUCUGCUGUUGAAAACUUGUAGUGCAUGUUUCAAAUACACUACCAGUAUAUUUUGGCCCAGUCUCUGUGGGUUGAACAUGAUUAUGAAAGGUUGAACCAAUAACUCAUCUAAUAAAU